Marasmius oreades (fairy-ring Marasmius) is the source of this 901-nucleotide messenger RNA. RefSeq lists its product as uncharacterized. The coding region runs from base 1 to 813 and encodes 270 amino acids. The record is from RefSeq and is a predicted model, not a curated record. Lineage: Eukaryota; Fungi; Basidiomycota; Agaricomycetes; Agaricales; Marasmiaceae. The transcript has 3 exons.
AUGGACACCAAGAGCGCGAUAGCUGCACGGCACAGUAAACUCUACAUCGACACCAUGAUUUUUCAGGUAGAUAACGCCAUCUUCAAAGUACCAUCACGCUAUUUCCACGAGAAAUCAGAAGCCUUUGGAAUAGCAUCGAAAAUAUCUGCUGAAAAUUUGAAUGGGGAAGGAUCGUCGGAUGAGAAUCCUAUCAAGCUCUCUCCGUUACCUCAUGAUGCAAACGCAGAGGAUUUCGAACUUCUUGUGAACGUUAUCAUGUCGUUCACAUUCAACUUACCUCCUCCAACGGGUUACACUCUCUGCCAGUGGUUUGCAGUCCUUAAGCUGGCAACUGCUUGGGAAUUUUCCGAUAUACGAACUCUGGCGAUGAAGUCGAUCACAGAUGACAAGACGAGGAUAUAUGACCAAUGGUUCGGAAUUUUCGUAUCUUGCUGGAACCUCGAGGGUUUCACCGAACUACGCGAACUAGCCAUCACCCGUGUUUCCGGGUUACAGAAAUGGAGCGCGAUGCAGAAGAUCAAUAACGGACGUUGGUAUUGUGUUCGACGGUGGGCUACGGAGGGACUGAAGGACUUGGCUGAAGCUCCUAGCCUUCCAUCUUUUCAGGAAAUCGAAAGUUUGGGUUUGCACACCGUGGUGAAUUUCAUGUUGCUGCGAGAGGCGGUUUUGAAGCGAUGCACGCAUUGUGCCAGCGGGUAUUCCCGUGUUUUGAGGUGUUCUAAUUGUGAUUCUACGGUAUCAACCCAGGCCAGGUGCAACCUCGUUCUAGUCGAGAAGUAUUGUGCCCAAGAGCUCUCACAAAUCGAACUGUAAAUACCUAAGUACAUUAUGACCUCCGCCUGUAAAUCUUGUUCGUUCGCCAGAUUACAAAUAUUUACAAACACCCACGACAGGAAUGGGC